Paramecium octaurelia is the source of this 1692-nucleotide messenger RNA. The record is from the annotation of a GenBank genome assembly. Lineage: Eukaryota; Ciliophora; Oligohymenophorea; Peniculida; Parameciidae.
AGUUAUUAGACAUGAAGCAAUAAAAAAAAAUCUCUUUAGCUGAACACUUAACUGGUCGCAAUAUUAAAUGCUAUCAGCAUAACGAACCUCUGGGCUAUCUAGACCUUUCGAGAGUAUGUGAAGAUAGGUCGAGAUUGAAAUGUAAUUAAUGCAAGUUAAAUUAAUACUGCGUUACUAUUCCUUAAUUCAAUACCAUUUGUGAUUAAAUGACUAAUUAGAAUGAUAAUGAUUAGAUUAUGAAGGCCUAUUUAGAAAUAUUUUAAAAUAUUUAAAAAACACUUAAUUAAAUGAAUGAAAAAGUUUUGAGCAUAAUAUCUAAACAAAAACAGGAUAACAACUUUAUUAAGAAUUUAAAAUUGUACAAUGAAAUUGUCUAUUCAUAUGAUUUCAAAGUAAGUAUUGUUUUAAUUUUAGUAUGCAGCCAUUAAUUCAAUAAGGGGAUUUGGCCUGUAAGAAAUUGAGUUUCUAGCUUAAUGUAUUUCAGAAUAGGUUGAAUUUGGGGAAAAAAAGAAAAAUGUGGUUGUGAAAAAACAAGGUUUAGAUGAUUAAAAAUAGGCUGAGUCAAAUUAAUACUUAGAUUUAGUAUAAUAAUUAAAUUAGAUGAUAAGUAGUUUUGUAAUAUAAAAUAAUAUGUGUCAUACUCAAAUGCAGUAAAAUGUUAUAAAAAAUGAAUUAAAUGAAUAAGUUAAACCCAAUGAAAAUGAUCAGAUAUAAAUUUUUAAUUAGGAGGGACAAAUAUUAAGAUCUAACUCAAAAUUACCAAUAGCUGAUCUUAAAUUAAAUUUUGAUUAAACUAUUCUAGCUGCAAGGUUUUGUGAGCCAUGCAAAAACCUUUUAUUUUGGAAAAAAGAUAAUUAGUCGAAUCAAUGGGUUAAAUUGCAAAACUUAGAAUGUUAUACAAAAUCCUUAGUAUACUUUACAUUCAGUAAAUUAUAAAACUUUCUAAUAACUAGUGGAUCGGAUUUAUAUAAUGCGACUAGGGCUCAAUUAAAAAUAUGGAUUUUGAAAGAUGAUUCUUGGAUUAUUAAGCAAUCAAUUUUUACUGACUUUUAGUCAGGACUUGGAUGUCAAAGAGUUUCAUGUGUUGUUAUGAAUUCUACUGAAUCUGAAAUAUUCUUUGCUGAGGGAAUUCGUAUUGGUGCUAUAAAAAUAAAGCAUUUUCAUUUAGAAUUAAAAUAUUGCUUAGAAAAAUCAAGUGAAUUGAUUACUACUAUUAUGAUAUCAAGUGAUGAUAAAAUAUUAGCUAUUGGAGGCUGUGAUUAAAAGGUAACUCUCUGGAAAAUCGAGGAGACAAAAUUAACUUAGAUUCAAUAGUUGAAAUUGUACAACACUCCUAAGAAUAUCCUAUUUAGUGUAAAUGAUCAAGAUCUAAUUAUUGGUACUAAGGAUGGCUUGGUUCAUUGUUUUAAGAACAAUAACAAUUAGCAAAAAAAAUAAUAUAUAGAAACUCAAAAGAUUUUUAAUAAUAUUGCUAAAAUUAGAACAAUUAACUUUAAUUUUGAUUCAUCAGUUUUAGCAAUAGGAGGAGAAACUAAUAUUGUUUAAUUAUGGAAGAAGAAUCAAUAAAAUGAGUGGAAACGUUUUAAUGAAUAUAAGUAGGACGAUUUCAUAGAGGCUAUUUGUAUUUCAAAAGCUCCUGAAUUUGUUUUCGCAUCAAAUAAUAAUGAAAUUUAUAUACAUCAAAUAUUUUGA